CUCCCCGGCUGCUGCCACGGCGCUCGGCUCCCGCCGCCCAGCGCGGGGCAGCGCUGCCGCCAGAAAGCGGCCCGGCCGCCGCGCACCCUCCUGCCGCUGGGCAUGAGCUCCGGCUCCCCCGGCGGCCGCAGCGGUGCCAGUGGCGGCGGCGGGCGGCGAAGGAGGAGGAGGCGGCGGCGGAGGAGAGGGGGGGCCCCGGGAGCGGCGACCUUCGCAGGGGGCUGCCGCGGCGGGAGAUGCGCUUGCUCCCAGCGGCGCCAGGAGCAGCAUGUUCCCCGGUGCCGACAGCGCUAGCAGCACGGCCGGGCAGCCCGAGGCGGCGGGGGCCGCCGCCCCCGGCCCGCUGGGCUCGCACGGCCCCGGUGGCGAGGCGCGCCGCCGCAGCGCCCCGGCGGCCGCCGCUGUGGUCGGCGGCGGCGAGGAGGAGGCGGCGGAAGACGAGGAGGACGAGGAUCCCGGCUCAUCCCGCUUCGUGCUGGCGGCGGGACUGGGGCUCCUGGCUGUGUCUGUCGUCCACCUGGGGCAGGAGCGGGCCGAGGCGGGGGGCGGCGGGCCGCCGUGCCUGGCGCUGCUGCUGCUCCGCCUCGCCCUCUACGUGGGCUGCGCCGCCGCUGCCGCCGCGCUGGGCACCCUGAUCGUCCUGAUGUGCCGCGGCCGCCGCCGCCUGCCGCCGCCGGACUUCGCCGCCGUCGCUCCGGUCCGGCCGGUCGCGGGGAGUAAUUGGUCUGGAAGCUCUCAUGAUUCAAUCCAAUCAAGGAGAGUGAUUAUUUCUCACAAUAUGGAUAAAGCACUGAAAGAAGUGUUUGACUACAGCUAUAGAGAUUACAUCCUGUCCUGGUAUGGGCAACUCAGCAGAGAUGAGGGGCAGCUGUACCAGCUGCUCUCUGAAGACUUUUGGGAGAUUGCCAAGCAGCUGCGACAGAGGCUGAGUCACAUUGAUGUAGUUAAAGUUGUCUGCAAUGAUGUAGUGAAAGCUUUACUCUCGCACUUCUGUGACCUUAAAGGAGCCAAUGCCAGGCAGGAAGAUCCACCGAAACCUUUUUUGCUGCACUCAUGCUUGAGGAGCUCUGAUGAAGAAGUAAGAUUUCUGCAAAAAUGUUCUCAAGUUCUGGUGUAUUGUCUCCUACCCUCAAAGGAUGUCCAGUCUGUCAGCUUGCGCAUAGUCCUUGCAGAAAUACUUGCAACAAAAGUACUGAAACCAGUGGUGGAACUGCUGAGUGAUCCAGAUUACAUUAACCGAAUGCUACUCAGCCAGCUGGAGUACAGAGAACAGAUGAAUGAACAUCAGAAGAAAGACUACACAUAUGCUCCUUCUUAUGAGGAGUUCAUCAAGCUCAUUAACAGCAGCUCCGAUGUUGAGUUCCUGAAACAACUGAGGUAUCAAAUUGUAGUGGAAAUAGUUCAGGCAACCACAAUCAGCAAUAUUCCCCAAGUGAAGAGACAGAAAGAUUCAAAAGGAAAAGAAACUGCAGCAAUGAAAGCUGACCUCCUAAGGGCUCGCAAUGUGAAGAGGUAUAUUAAUCAGCUGACAGUGGCAAAGAAGCAAUGUGAGAAGAGAAUAAGGCUUCUGGGAGGCCCUGCUUAUGAUCAGCAGGAAGAUGGCAUUUCUGAUGAAGGUGAUGGCCCUCCAAGUCAGAAGAUUCUUCAGUUUGAAGAAAUUUUGGCCAACCCUUCCUACCGAGAGCACUUCCGGAUCUACAUGGAGAGGAUGGACAAGAUGGCUUUGAUUGGCUUCUGGGAGUCUGUGGAGAACCUGAAGAAUGCUAACAAGGCUGAAAUACCUCAACUGGUGAGUGAAAUUUACCAGAAUUUUUUUGUGGAAAGCAGAGAAAUACCUGUGGAAAAAUCCCUUUAUAAGGAAAUACAGCAAAGUCUUGUGGGAAAUAAAGGCAUUGAAGUAUUCUACAGAAUUCAGGCAGAUGUUUAUGAAACUCUAAAGGACAGAUACUACCCCUCAUUCAUUGUCAGUGAUUUAUACGAGAGAUCAGUCAAGCAGGAGGAAGAAAGAAGUUCUGCUCAGCUAACUCCUGAGGACAAAGAUGAAGUGAGCCAAGGUUGUGAAGAAGCUACUGAAGAAUGCAGCACAAGAAUUAAUGAACAGGCCAGUUAUGCUGUAAAUAAACUUCGCCAGCUAAAUGACAAGCUUGAGUAUAAGAAACAGGCUCUAAAUUCCAUUUGUAAUUCACCAAAACCCGACAAAAAGAUUGUUUCUAAACUGAAGGAUGAAAUUACUCUGAUGGAGAGGGAGCACAGUGACCUUCAGCUGCACAUUGCAAGAACAGACUGGUGGUGUGAGAACCUUGGCAUGUGGAAAGCCUUCAUUGUCUCAGGAGAGGUUUUAGAAGAGAAUGGAGAACAAGUGCCCUGUUACUCUGUCAUGGUGAGUUUACAAGACGUUGGUGGAGCUGAAACUAAGAACUGGACUGUUCCCAGGAAGCUCAAUGAGUUUCAGAGCCUACACCGCAAACUCAGUGAGUGUUUUCCAUCAUUAAAGAAAGUUCAGUUGCCUUCUCUCAGCAAGCUGCCCUUCAAAUCCAUAGAUCAGAAAUUCAUGGAGAAAUCCAAGAACCAGCUUAAUAACUUUCUGCAGAAAUUACUCUCUGAUGAAAGACUCUGCCAGAGUGAAGCACUUUAUGCCUUCUUGAGCCCCUCCCCAGAGCACCUCAAAGUUAUUGAUGUGCAAGGCAAGAAGUCAUCGUUUUCACUCUCCUCAUUUCUAGAACGACUUCCUGGUGAUUUGUUUUCUCAUCAGGAGGAAGAAACAGAAGAGGACAGUGACCUGUCGGACUACGGAGAGGAGGUGGAUGGGAAGAAGGACUCUCUUGCUGAGCCGUGUUUCAUGCUGAUUGGAGAGAUUUUUGAACUGCGAGGAAUGUUCAAGUGGGUCAGAAAAACAUUAAUUGCACUAGUACAAGUCACUUUUGGAAGAACCAUCAACAAGCAAAUCCGUGACACUGUACACUGGAUGUUCAGUGAACCAAUGCUUGUUUACUACAUUGGUGUGUUUCGAGAUGCUUUUUGGCCAAAUGGAAAGUUGGCUCCACCACCGAGAGCCAAAAGUGAUGAACAAAAGCAGGAGACAAAACAGAGAGCACAGCAAAAACUACUUGAAAACAUUCCAGAUACUCUGCAGAAUCUUGUUGGACAACAAAAUGCCCGUCAUGGUGUAGUGAAAGUGUUCAAUGCAUUGCAAGAGAGAAAGGCUAAUAAACAUCUACUUUAUGUUUUGCUGGAACUGCUGCUAACUGAACUGUGUCCUGAGCUGAGAGCUCAUUUAGAGCAUCUUAAUGCCACUUAGGUUUGAAUCUGCACAAUUGGACCACUAGAGAAAUGUCUAUGUUCAAGAAUAGACAUGAAACUUAUUUUCCUCUUUUCCAUAGAGGGCUGAGGACUAUGAUUAUUUUUAGCAUUUUUCUUUCCUCUUGAGUUUUUUGUGAAGUACAGACUUGAAAAGAUCUGAUGCUGUUGUAGGGUAGACAGAAAAUGCUGUAUAGCUGCCAAUUUUCAUUUAAAUUGUUCUAUUUGACUACUCCUAUGUUUCAAAUAUAGAUUGAAAAAUAAAUGUUCAUAUAUGCUGAAAGAAACCAGAAGAUAUUUUAAACAUUUAUGGAAAGAAAUUCUGCUUCUAAUGGUAAACUAAUGAAUGUUGUACAGUUCUAAUCUCCUCACUGAGGAUCUGAGCAUUCCUUUUUUUUUCUUGUGUAUUGAAACAGCCUUGUUGUGCAAUACUACAUGUAAAGCUAUUGUGAAAAUUUUAUCAAUUUUGGUUUUACCAAAGAUUUCCUGUAGUUUGAAGCAUUUGUAAGCAAUAAAUAUCACAACUGGAUUGCAGCUUGAUAAUGAGGCUGUACUGACAACAGAUCAAUGGGUUUGACAGCACUAGUUUCAUAAGAAGUAUCUACAUUGCUUUGAAGUCUGUGUCAAAAUUAUGUAUUGUAAACUGGUAUGUCCUAACAGAAUGCCUGUGUUAAAUGUUAGUUCAGAGAUUAGUGCUUAUGAAUUGCUUCUAUGAUGAUCAAGUAGACAUUUAAUUAAACCAUUCUGAUAACUUCCCUGAUAUUAUUCAGGGCUGUUUUGUUCAAAUGCCCCAAUUUCAAAUAACCUUCAAAUCUUUCUCUUAUUUUAUACAAGGAAAGAAAACUGUCUUCAGUGGUUGAUGGUUUUUUUAAAUUUAUGUAAAAAUAUGUACAUAUGAUGUUAAUGCACAUCUAAAUAAUUAAACAUCAUCAAAAAUCCCUAGCUGACACUCACUACUGUCUUCUCAAUUCAGUACAGUUGUGCUCUUGGAAAAACUACUUGCAGUUAUGACUGGCUGUAUUGUAAGGUACAUACAAUCUGUAUGAUCUAUUUAAAUCAACAUUUUUAGUAACAUCUGCCUUUCUGUUCUAACAGUUUCAGAAGAGUUUUCAAGUCGUGGCACAAUACUAAGAAGCAAGGCAAGUUCUAUACUUACAAAGCUUCAUAAGUAAACAGGCAUUUAGAAAUGUGCAAGCUUACCACAGCAAUCAGUAAGUUUUCCUAGUGGUUAAUCAAAAUGUCUUUCCAUAAAAGAUCCAGCUUGACAUUGCUCAGACAUAAAUGCUCCUAGCCAAAAGAUUUCCAACUAUUUCUAAUACAGAGGCAGUGUGAAUGCAAUAUGAAGAAUUGAGGAAAACAGGCCUUGUCUUGGGGAUGUAUAUUCAAUAUUUCCAUACUAAUGUAGGGGCUUUUUUUCUACAGUUCUGUAAGUAGUGUUUAUUAGUUUUAGAAGCUGGUAUGGUUUAAAUUGUAAAGCUUGGGGUUCUACUGGACAGUUUCCAAUUUUGAAUCUCUGCAAUCCAAAAGAAAUAUGCAAAAAGACUUUUAAGUAAAUCUAGAUGCUUUAGAAAGUAUGUGGAAGAAAGUAUAAGCACCACUAACAAGUUAAGCUUUAAAAAUGGCCAUGGCCUGUAAGUGGGCUGUGUGUGAACAUGAGACAAGUUUGGGUUCAAGCUUUUCAGAAUAUUAAAAUUUAAAUAUUAUAAAUGCAAAAAGAAAACAAACAUCUUUCUUUGGUUUUGUUUUGAUUCAUGUGCUAUGUAGCAAUACGACAUGAAGAAAAUACAUCUGUCCCAGUGAACUGUCAUUAAUAAACCUUUAAGUCUUCAAUAUGAUUUUUAAAAAAUCUGUCUCGGCUUAUCUGAGUUAGAGAGCCUUUUUACUUUCUCUUCUAGAUAAAAUUAAUCAGUGAAUUGCUUUAAAUAAUAACUUAUAGGAAGUUGAAAAGCAAGCAGUAAGUGAUGAACAGUCUAAAAUUGCUGGAGAUUAAUGAUGGUUUAUUGUAGGAAAUAUAUUUAUAUACCAGUCACAGUUAAAAGAAACACUAAAUUCUCCCAAGAUUAGCUGCCAGUUCAAGGUGAGAAGCAACAACAGGAUCCAGAUAGCAUGCCUUUAAAAACAAAGAAUAUCAGAGUUCUAGUUUAUAGCUACAAUAAAAUUGUAUGUUAUCAAUAUGACAGAGUCUUUAAGUGUCAAAAAAUUGAGACAGUCAACUUGCUAAAGUAUUGAAGAGUUAACAUAUUUCGAUUUGAAUCCAUUUUCUGAUGCCACUUAAAAAAAAUAGUAUUUAAAAUUAGCAUACUGGACUAUAGUGUUAGUCUUGGCUUUAUUUUUUAAAAAUUCUGUAUGUUGGCAUGGCAUAUGCAGCACCACAGUCAGAAAAAUAAAUCUGCUUACAGACUGGAUGAGUUUCACUUACAUCCAUUGUCUAUUUUAGGACGUUUAGCAAUGCCCACAUUCUCUUUCUCAUCUCUUACAAAACUGACUUGGUAAGUGAGUCAAUGGUAGGCCAAAACCAGAACUAAGCAGUCAAUUAAAACAAAAAAACCUGGACACCUCCACAACUAUUUUGAAGUUACCGUUUCUGGGAGUUUUCUAGUUUAUUUUAUGUUGCUUCUCUUUUGCUAUUGAUUUAGAGACACAUGACACCAGUCAUAGGAACCAUCUCUAUAUAGUGAGACAUUAAUGACACUCCCAGACCAGUCUCAGGUGUACAGUGAGUGAAUAAUGAGUGAAAGCCAUGGUCUUUUCAGUUGUGGCAGUUUUAUCACACUUAGAAGUCAGUGGGAAGGGCUACGCUCCUAAAAUGCCGUGCAACAGUUUAAUCCUGAUGGACCUCUUCAGUGCCUUAACUAGGAAUGAUCAUAAUACCUCAGUUUAUGUUCCUGUCCUGAUGGCCUUCUCAUCCUAUCCUCUGUAACAUUUUUCACAGUGGGAGAACAAAAUAUUUAAAAUGUCUGUAUUCAGAUCACCUGCUCUGCUAAGCCUUCUCUAUCAGUGACUUCCCUGAGUAAAGAGCCACAAAAUUUGCUUGAUAAUUUAUAAUUUCUAUAACUCUCCAUUCAUUUAGAUUGCACCAAGAUGGACACACUGUAUUCUACAUGCAGAAACAAAUGGUCACUACAUGCACAGAAACCACAGAGUCACUGAAGCACAGAUGCCAAGUUGCCACAUUCCCUUCAGCUGGUAAAACUGCCUUGCCUUGAUGCCUUUAGGCAUCACUGAUAUUACUCAACAGGUUAAUCUUCUAGAGGCCAUUAUUAGUAUUUUUCCUCAAGCUCAUUUUCCAUCAGUCUUACUUCAAAUUUAGAACUUCGGAAAAAAUGUAACUGAUUUUUUUUCCCCUGUAUAUAUUGAACAGAAAAAGCAGUAGAUCCUCAGCUAUCAUGGAAAAUGUAAAUAUAAAAAUACGCAUGAGAACCAGUUACGGCCAAUUUAAUAAAGGUUGUAAUUUUUACAGAUGCUAAAGUAUAAGGAAAAAUAACAAUUUUUCAGUUGUGAGAGAAUGACAGACAGCAAAUUAAUUUGGGAUACAGUUAUUCAGAUUGUUUAGCUAAUUUAUCUUGCUCUUUGCUGUGUUGAUUGCCAUAGAUUUUUUGUUGUUGUUGGUUAUAUUGCUUGCUGAAGUAGUUGGGCAGACAGGCUAUUUUCAAGGCUAUUUUUAGUAAUUUUCAGUACUAAACUACUAAUAAUUUCUAUCACUCUACAUGUUCUUGCAAAUAUUUUUUUAACAUGGUGUUGGAGACCUUAAUGAAAUAGCAAGUUUAGACUAGACUCAGACCCAAGGCAUCACUCCAUUUCACGAGAUACAAACCAGUCUCUAAGACUUUCUUGACUUACUUUAGAAUAGUACGUCUUAGCAGCCUGCUGGUUUUUCUCUGUGCCUCGGCCAAGCUGGAGGCAUCUAGCCAAGUAGAAAGCAGCCAUAGCAGCCCCCUUGGCUAAAUAUGUUGGAUGACAAUCAGUUACCUUGGCUAGCAUGCUGAUGUCCUCAUUUGCUGUAGCCCUGUUGUGGAAUUUAGAGCAUUACGUUAGAUAAUGUUAGUUCAAGAAAUAAUUAAAGUUGACCAUAUAUGACUUUGACAAUGCCUCCUUUCUGCUUACAUUGUUAUCCAGAAUGAGCUGAAAUUUACAUGUAUUAAGCAUAUUAUGAGGAUUUGAUUUUAAGUUAGUCUUCCUUGAAUAUUGUGGUAUUAAACAGCAAACAAGUAUACAACUUUUGAAGUCACUUUCAAUAUAGUUAUGUUAGUUAUAAAAGGCAACAUAGUUUAUGCUAAUUGUUUCCAUUAAAUUAUGUUAUGGAAAUUGUAUGUGGAAGAAAGGCAAACUCUUAUUUCCUGUAGUAUUUAAUGUAGCUUUUAUUUCCUCUUAUUUCACUACAAUCUCAUGUACUGGGAAAUGUCCCUGCCCACAGCACAGGGCCUGGAGCUCUAGACAGUCUUUAAAGAGCCAACCCAAACCAUUCUGUGAUUCUAAAAUUUUCAGUUCUUACAAGGAUAUUGGCAAAUUAUAGUAAUCUGAAAAUCUUGGACAUAUGAGAGCCCCUGGUUACAAAACUCUGUCAGGAAAACCACUUACCACUGUCUCAGCUCAAUUAUUUCCUUUCUUCUGCGUGCUUGCUGUUAUCUUAGUUUCAGUAUGUUUUUACUAAUAAUGAUUUUAAGAAUCAGAGGGACAAAGUGAAUGUUGUUUUAACUAUCAAGCUAAAAAUUAUCUAGUAUAAUCACUAUAAUAUUAGAAAAUUCUAUAGCUAAGUGGGAUUUUUUUUUCUGUUGUCUUAAAACAGAUACCCCCAAGCCCUAUAUCCUUUUCAGGUACCAAACAGUUAUUAUAUGCUUCUUUACGCAUGAUUUUAGCUGUGUCAAAGUCACAGACUUGACAGAAGAAGGAAAAGUGCAAGUGAUUUCAGUUUAUAGGUGCUUCCUAUAAAUGAGUGUUUAUGAAAGAUUGUUCUCAAAUGACCUUCUGCACAUCAGUGCCUGCUAGAUCAUCUGGAAGUGUUGGGAAUGAUGUUCUUCCACCUAAUUCAGUCCAUUAACAAACACAGUAACACAACUGUUCUUAUCUAGCAAGAACGUUAAAAUAGAACAACAGUAACAUAUUACCUCUUGUUGUUCCUGAUACGUAACAUAUUCCCCUUCCUUUCCAAAAGAUAAUCUGUAGAAUGCUGAUGCAAAUAAUGAUAUCCAGUCAAGUCAGGCAAAAAUUCUAUUUCAGCACAGCUGACUUCAAGAGCAUACCACAGCAACUGGUAAGUACAACUGUGUGGGAUAACUGAAUUAUCUGAAGUGAAGUAUUAGUAGGUAAUGUAGACUCCAAAUAUUAGGCAAGGUUAUACUGUACAUAGUCACAUAAUGUUUUAUGCUUGUAUAUAAUGUAACAAAUGUACUUGCUACGAACCUAGAUGGACAAAUUUUAGCAGAAAAGGUAUCAGUGCUUGAUCUUACUGGCUGAACGGCUGAGAUUUUUGCCUCAAGGCUAUCUUCAGUUCUAAUUAAGUGUAACUGUUUCAAGUAUGCUUUCAGUAUUUUACUUCAGAAAUGGUCACCUCUGACAAUACUCUGGGAUCUCAUUGCUAUUUUCUUCAAUUGCAGUUGCAGCUGAUGAGGUGCACUCUUUAUUUGUCUCGACAAUCUACCAUGCAGCAUUGACUGGGGGGGUUCAUUCCCAGUGAGACAGGCUAGACCAGACUAAGCAGUUAUCGCUCCAGUUUGACAGUGCAAAAGAAAGAAAAGCAGCAUUCAGAGAGAAACAGUCCUUCUCAGCGUGGAGUAGAGCAGACAGCAUCCAUAGCUGAACUACUGAAUUAGCCAGAGCUUCUGCUACUCAGUGGCAUGUAGUGCAGCUUCUGUAAGAUGGUUAAGUUGUGACAUGGCUGCUGUUGUGCAGCAGAAGCUAUGUAGACAAAAAGCAAGCAGUGUGCAAACAGUCAAUCUAUCUGGAUCUUAUUUCCAUCAAGUCAAUAAUCUGAUUGACAGAUUGAACUUCUAUCAAUACACUGGUAAACUCUGGAGGUUUGUCACAGAAAUGUGCUGUUCAUCAGCCUUAGAACAUUCUGCCAACACUGCUCUUGUCCUGCUUGACUAGUUCAAGAUACAGAAGUGGAGCUGAAGUGAUUGCACUUGUACCAUGUUCCAAUCAACUGGGGAAUAAACCAGGCCAACCAGAGCAGCAACCAAAUAUUCCUUAACUGCUUCCCAGAUGAGGACCAGAAGACAACCACCUCAAGUGUAUGUGUAUGGUGCACACAGCUGGGACCAAACAGGAGGAACUGGAGCUCUGCACCCACUCCAAGUCACACAGCCACAGGAAUAACUGAAGCAAGGUGGAGCAACUCACAUGACAUGACAGAAUGAUUGUGAAGGAUGGCUACAGGCUGUUUUGUAAAGACAGAAAAAGAGGACGAGUCAUGGACUGAAUUAAGGAGAACCUUGAAUGUGGAGAAGUAAACUAUGGCAAUUCUGGAAGCCCUAUUGAAUGCCUCUAGGUCAGGAUCAGAGGAAUCAUCUCAAGAGGGAUCUUACACUAAGCAUCUGUUACUGACCUCUGAAUCAAGACAGUAAGACCAAUGAGAUAAUACUUGGGUCACUUAAGUAAGCUUUGGGUAACAAAAUCUGGAUCUUAUGGGUGACUUGAACUACCCAGGCAUUAGAUGCAAGAAGAAUACAGCAACUCCCAGGACAUUAAUGAAGUUCCUGGAACGGAGCAGUGGAGUACUGCUGCCUCAACCAAAUGUCAGAUGUGCCAAUCAGGAAGGAGACACUGCUUCACUUGCUACUCCCAAAUCAAGAAAAUCUACUUUGUAGGACCUCAGUGAGUGAUAGCCUUGGAUGCAGUGAUUACAAUACUGAGGCUCUGGGAUCCUUUUGAGCACUCUGGGGAUUAAUAUUAACACAAAGGUUUCAGAUUUCAGAAUAGUAAACUUCAGCUCACAGCACAGUGGGGAGGGUCUCCUUGGAAGCUUUCAUGGAGAAUAAAGGAGCUAGUGAGUGCUGGGAAUUUUUCAAGAAUGCUUAUCCUGGAAGCACAAUGAACUGUCUGUUCAUCCCCUCUAAAGAUUUCCAUUUUCACAUGCUUCUGAAUGCCAGAAAAAGGCCUAAACAAGAGGCACAAAGUUGGGCCUCUUCAGCUGAAGGUUUAACACCACAUCCUUCAUAAUAUGCCCUGCCAAGAUUGUAUGCAGCUGCAAACUUCAAGUGACUUGCUUCUGGGGAAUCAGAGUUGAGUAUUUUAUUCAUGUAUUCCACUCCCCUUCCCUAAAAUUGAGCCAUAUAAGUCAUUAUGUUCAGACUGUGAAGAGGAUGAAAUAUAUAACCUGAGAAUGCACUAACUUCUGCCAGACAGGUAAUUUUUUCCCCUUUGAAGAAAGGCUGAGCCAUACUGGCAGGACAGCUUGGGAAACAGCAUCAUACCAAAGCAGAACUGAUCUUUGGUUACUAGACAACCCCAUAAUUUUUGACCCCAGCAUAUUUUUAGUGUGAAACAUUUCCUCAUAAAUGCUCAUUUGAUACUAUAUUACUCUUCUUCACUGACAAAAUUUUUCCCAAAAAUAUUAUUGUGCUUAUGUAAAUGAAUGUCACAUCCUACACUUGUAACAUUUUCAAUUUCAGAAUUCUGAGAACUUUUUAAUAUUGCAUAGUGUAUCUGAAAUAAUAAAACAAACUUAACAAGAAGGCAAAGUGAUACAUAGUACACUUUGAAGUCCCUGCAGUUAAAAUACCUUAGACUCAUAAAUGACAAAAUCUGAUAAUGUUAAAUAAGCAGAACAUUGCAUAUGAGCAACUGGGCCUCAGAAUUUAGAAAUAAGAUUUACACUGUUAGGAUUUAGCAUGGACACCCUUUUUAAAUAUGCUGGAAACAGUCUUUUAUAAAAGGUUUUGCUUUUAUUUAGCUUUCAUAUUGUAAUAUACAAGAAAGAAAGGAACUUUGUUAAAAUGUUUAUUUGCAAGUAAACAAAUGUGGUAAUUAUGCAGACAUACAGAAAAAAUAAACCACCUCUAAACCCCAGUCAGAAUGUUUUCAGUUCUGCUGACAAUGCUGUAAGCACCAGACAGGAGUCCCAUUUGUUAAUAUACACUUUGGUUCAUUUAUUUUGGCCUUUUGUCUUAUAAUCCAUCCUUUUAUUCCCAAUGCUUGUGUUUUCCUCAUGCCACUUUUUAAGAUCAUCUUCACCAACAAAUUAAAGUCUCCUUAUUGUAGCAAAGCA
This is a messenger RNA of Passer domesticus (house sparrow), 11503 nucleotides long. RefSeq names its product sorting nexin 25 (gene SNX25). Gene Ontology annotation, molecular function: phosphatidylinositol binding. Gene Ontology annotation, cellular component: endosome. Bases 269 to 3298 code for a protein of 1009 amino acids. NCBI's taxonomy places the organism in Eukaryota, Metazoa, Chordata, Aves, Passeriformes, Passeridae. The transcript has 21 exons. The record is from RefSeq and is a predicted model, not a curated record.